AUGGCGGAGACACAAAAGUUUGAAAAGGUGCAGCCUGGAGGAUCACUGAUUGUGGCGUGGCAGGCAAGGGGCAAGCGAUGUCUGGUUGUUGGAGGCGGAGAAGUGGCCUCUGGACGGGUGUUGGCUCUGCUCAAUGCUGACGCGGAAGUCGUCGUGGUGUCGCCUGCUAUCACAAACGCCGAGCUCGAGAACCGACGUGAGCUCAAGGAGUUUAUCUGGAUCAAGGCUCCGUACAACGAUGACCAUCUGACUGCCGAGGACAACUACAACCUUGUUCUGUCGUGUCUGGACGAUCCCGAGGUUUCAGACCAGGUGUGGAGACGAGCCGUCAGCCUCAAGAUCCCCGUAAAUGUGGCUGAUGUGCCGGCCAAGUGCGACUUUUACUUUGGCUCCAUCUACCGAGAUGGCCCUUUGCAGAUUAUGAUCUCCACAAACGGAAAGGCCCCUGGACUGGCUCGAAAGAUCCGAAAGGAGAUCACAAACAUUUUCGAGGACAAGGAGGCUGAAGAGGGUGAGGGAGAGUCUGACAGUAUGAUCACAAAGGCCAUUGACAACGUUGGAAAGAUCCGACAAGCUGUCCGAAACGUGGUCAAGUGUGACAUCAAAGCUCGAAUGGCCUUUGUCAGUGGCAUCUGCGAGAAGUGGUCCUUCAAGCAGAUUUCUCUGCUCAACGAUGACUCCAUUGCCGACCUCAUUGCACAUUUCCCCGAUAUCCCCAAGUACGAGGAUCUGGACAGCCAAACCGCGGAGGUACCUAUCCACACUCUGAAACUUGCAUAG
This is a messenger RNA of Yarrowia lipolytica CLIB122, 780 nucleotides long. RefSeq lists its product as uncharacterized. Gene Ontology annotation, molecular function: protoporphyrin ferrochelatase activity; precorrin-2 dehydrogenase activity. The record is from RefSeq and is a predicted model, not a curated record. Gene Ontology annotation, biological process: siroheme biosynthetic process. Lineage: Eukaryota; Fungi; Ascomycota; Dipodascomycetes; Dipodascales.